ACGCUCCUCAAGACAGUCAGCCAGUGUGUUUGUUUAUGGUCAAGUGGUGCUAAUAGAAGCCGAAAGUGUUUCAACAUGUUAAAGUUUGUUGCCGUAGUUUGCUGCCUGAUGGCCGUGGCUUGGGCCAUGCCAGCUGGCGAGCUGUCGCCGGCGGUUGAGACACCGGAAAACCCGACGGUACUGCUCGUCCAGGCAGCUGAGGCGGACGAUAGUGACGAUAUGGCCGUUGCCGAGACGGCGCACCAUGGUGGCGGUUACGGAGGAUACGGGGGUGGCUUUGGGGGAUACGGAGGUGGCUUCGGAGGAUACGGGGGUGGCUUCGGAGGAUAUGGAGGCGGUUUCGGUGGAUAUGGUGGAUAUGGUGGAUAUGGAGGUGGAUACGGUGGAUACGGUGGAUACGGACACCAUCACCACCAUCACGGUCAUCACGGAUAAGCUGUGCGAAGCAGCAACCGUUUCGGAAAAGGGAACUAUUUCGCUAUCCCCGUCGCACUGCACUGUGAUCCGAGUCUUCAGUAUCUGUGGACUUCUACCGAGAAUUCACACCUUUAUGCAACCCAUUCUCGACGUUCAACGACUUCAUCAACUGUACCACCUCGCCAAGACGUAAAGCUGCCUGGAAGACGUAUUUAUUUGUCUGGAUAUUAUUGUGUUUCUUGAAUAAAGAAAUCCCUCUCUUAGAAGCAUAACAGCCCGGUGUGCGUGUGUCUGUGUCUGUGCGUUUGUGGUCAUCAUCCAAUUUAAAAUAGCGUUUCAGCACCGAUAAUCUGCCGAAUGGGUCCGCCUAAAACCCGUUUUUGGGUUCAUCGUUCUGGAAACCUUCAAGCGACACGUGUAUGACACAGUUCCAAAACCGAAACAUGAUACAACAGCUCACAGCAGCAAA
Molecule: messenger RNA, 886 nt
Organism: Anopheles aquasalis
Lineage: Eukaryota; Metazoa; Arthropoda; Insecta; Diptera; Culicidae
Source: RefSeq, a predicted model, not a curated record